Boleophthalmus pectinirostris (great blue-spotted mudskipper) is the source of this 1367-nucleotide messenger RNA. RefSeq names its product cell death inducing DFFA like effector b (gene cideb). Gene Ontology annotation, biological process: regulation of apoptotic process; apoptotic process. The record is from RefSeq and is a predicted model, not a curated record. The coding region runs from base 245 to 898 and encodes 217 amino acids. The transcript is spliced from 6 exons. Lineage: Eukaryota; Metazoa; Chordata; Actinopteri; Gobiiformes; Gobiidae.
UCACGUCCCUCUCCUUCAUCACUUUCCACAGAGCCGCGGACACGAGCCGCACGGGAGGCGCCAACAGCUUCAGCGCGGGUAAAGGGAGACUGCUCUCACCUGUACAAGCAACUACAUCAAACACACGAUCUGGACCAAAGUCCACUUGUUAAGUCAACCCAGGGCUGACACCAUUUCAGGUGAUUACAGCAAAACACAAAUCAACCCAAACAGCAAGAGAAGAAGCCAAGGAAGAAAGGAAAGAAUGGAGUCCACGUCUUCAUUUAUUAAGUCUGUAACCAAGAGAGUAUGGUCCCCCACUCAGCGGCCCUUCAGGGUGUGCUGCCCCAACAGGGAGAUCAGAAAAGGAGUCACUGCUGGAACUCUGGAGGAGCUAAAGGAGCGGGUGAGAAAUCUACAUCUCUUAAAGGCCUGCCAGGCUUUGCUGCUGUCCCUAUCAGCUAUGUCCUUGUCUCUGGUCUGUGAAGAGGAUGGGACAGAAGUGGAUUCAGAUGAGUUCCUUUUCACACUGCCAGACAACACCAUGCUCAUGGCCUUGAAACCUGGGCAAACCUGGAAACCUCUGUCUGGAGCUGUUGUGGCAAAAUCUCCCAACAAGCCCCACAAUGGUAAAGACAUCGCUCGUGUCACCUUUGACCUUUACAAGAUGAGCCCUAAGGACAUGUUUGGCUCCCUGAGUGUGAAGGCAACUUUUCAAGGGUUGUAUUCAGUCAGUGCAGAUUUCCAGUGUCUGGGGCCAAAGAAAAUUCUCAGAGAGGCACUCAGAGUGGCAUCGACCCUACUUCAAGCAGCAGGACAUCUUCUUAUAACAUCUGCGGCAAUGAUUCGGCGCAUCAUCGAAGGAGCUGAACUGUGGCAGCCUCAGAGGGGAGGAGAAUACACUGCCACCUGGAACUGAAUCCAACUGCUGUUUACAUAAAGCAAUGCUAAGCUCUUAAUUACUGACUACUAUCUGUGUAAAAAUUACAAUUAUAUAUUUAUUAUGGAUAGUUUUACUACAAUAUUUACAAAUAUUCUCAAUCGGUUAUAUCAAAAAAUAAAAAUGUGUCUGUUUGAUAAUUAAUGAAAAGGUAUAAUUUUUUGCAAUCUUGUGUUCUAAGGUGGACAUGUGGGCGUUCUUAGUUGUAGAGGAGACUAUGGUGGCUCCCCAUAAUCUAAAAUUAAUCUGAACAAAAAACUGGUUAAACUAAUUCUAUUUUGUAACUAUAUUUCUUUUCUUUUUUUUAUCAGCAGACUCAAAAAGCCCCAUUAUUCUCCAUAUAUUGUUUUGAAUAAAAUUAUUAAAAUAUGGAUCACUUGUGCCACCAUAGUCUGAGUAUUAAAAAGCAAAAUAACAAUUCCAGAUAUUUUGAAGUUUUAUUGAUUCU